Messenger RNA from Urocitellus parryii (Arctic ground squirrel), 3261 nucleotides. RefSeq names its product potassium voltage-gated channel subfamily H member 3 (gene Kcnh3). NCBI's taxonomy places the organism in Eukaryota, Metazoa, Chordata, Mammalia, Rodentia, Sciuridae. Gene Ontology annotation, molecular function: voltage-gated potassium channel activity. The record is from RefSeq and is a predicted model, not a curated record. Gene Ontology annotation, biological process: regulation of membrane potential; potassium ion transmembrane transport. Gene Ontology annotation, cellular component: plasma membrane.
AUGCCGGCCAUGCGGGGGCUACUGGCGCCGCAGAACACCUUUCUGGACACCAUCGCCACACGCUUCGACGGCACGCAUAGUAACUUCGUGCUGGGCAAUGCCCAGGUGGCAGGGCUCUUCCCUGUUGUCUACUGCUCUGAUGGCUUCUGUGACCUUACGGGCUUCUCCCGGGCUGAGGUCAUGCAGCGGGGCUGUGCCUGCUCUUUCCUCUAUGGACCAGAUACCAGUGAGCUCGUCCGCCAACAGAUUCGAAAGGCCCUGGAUGAGCACAAGGAAUUCAAGGCUGAGCUGAUCCUAUACCGGAAAAGCGGGCUUCCUUUCUGGUGUCUUCUGGAUGUGAUACCCAUAAAGAAUGAGAAAGGGGAGGUGGCCCUCUUCCUGGUCUCUCACAAGGACAUCAGUGACACCAAGAACCGAGGGGGCCCUGACAGCUGGAAGGAGACAGGUGGUGGCCGGCGCCGAUAUGGCCGGGCAGGAGCCAAAGGCUUUAAUGCCAACCGGCGGCGGAGCAGGGCUGUGCUCUACCACCUCUCUGGGCACUUACAGAAGCAGCCCAAGGGCAAGCACAAGCUCAAUAAGGGAGUAUUUGGGGAGAAGCCAAACUUGCCAGAAUACAAAGUUGCUGCCAUCCGGAAGUCACCUUUCAUCCUGCUGCACUGCGGGGCACUGAGAGCCACCUGGGAUGGCUUCAUCCUGCUCGCCACACUCUAUGUGGCUGUCACUGUGCCCUACAGUGUGUGUGUGAGCACAGCCCGGGAGCCCAGUGCCGCUCGUGGCCCACCCAGUGUCUGUGACCUGGCCGUGGAGGUCCUCUUCAUCCUUGAUAUUGUGCUGAAUUUCCGCACCACAUUUGUGUCCAAGUCGGGCCAGGUGGUGUUUGCUCCAAAGUCUAUUUGCCUGCACUAUGUCACCACCUGGUUCCUGCUGGAUGUCAUCGCAGCGCUGCCCUUUGACCUACUACAUGCCUUCAAGGUCAAUGUGUACUUUGGGGCCCAUCUGUUGAAGACCGUGAGGCUGCUGCGCCUGUUGCGCCUGCUGCCACGCCUGGACCGGUACUCCCAGUACAGCGCUGUGGUACUGACCCUGCUCAUGGCUGUGUUCGCCCUGCUCGCCCACUGGGUGGCCUGCAUCUGGUUCUACAUCGGCCAGCAGGAGAUUGAGAGCAGUGAAUCUGAGCUGCCUGAGAUUGGCUGGCUGCAGGAGCUGGCCCGACGACUGGAGACCCCCUACUACCUGGUGGGCAAGAGACCAGUUGGAGAGAACAGCUCUGGCCAGAAUGACAACUGCAGCAGCAGCAGCAGCAGCAGCGAGGCUAAUGGGACUGGGCUGGAGCUCCUGGGCGGCCCGUCACUACGCAGUGCCUACAUCACUUCCCUCUACUUCGCACUCAGCAGCCUCACCAGCGUGGGCUUUGGCAAUGUGUCCGCCAACACGGACACUGAGAAGAUCUUCUCCAUCUGCACCAUGCUGAUUGGUGCCCUGAUGCACGCAGUGGUGUUUGGGAACGUGACCGCCAUCAUCCAGCGCAUGUACGCCCGCCGCUUUCUGUACCACAGCCGCACUCGUGACCUGCGUGACUAUAUCCGUAUCCAUCGGAUCCCCAAGCCCCUCAAGCAGCGCAUGCUUGAGUACUUCCAGGCUACCUGGGCUGUGAACAAUGGCAUCGAUACCACUGAGCUGCUGCAGAGCCUCCCUGAUGAGCUUCGUGCAGACAUCGCCAUGCACCUGCACAAGGAGGUCUUGCAGCUGCCGCUGUUUGAGGCAGCCAGCCGAGGAUGCCUGAGGGCACUGUCCCUGGCCCUGCGGCCUGCCUUCUGCACACCUGGCGAAUACCUCAUCCACCAGGGUGACGCUCUUCAGGCCCUCUACUUCGUCUGCUCUGGCUCCAUGGAGGUGCUCAAGGGUGGCACUGUGCUCGCCAUCCUAGGGAAGGGCGAUCUGAUUGGCUGUGAGCUGCCCCAGCGGGAGCAGGUGGUAAAGGCCAAUGCCGACGUGAAGGGGCUGACCUACUGCGUCCUGCAGUGCCUGCAGCUGGCUGGCCUGCACGAUAGUCUUGCACUGUACCCUGAAUUUGCCCCACGCUUCAGCCGUGGUCUCCGAGGGGAGCUCAGCUACAACCUGGGUUCUGGGGGAGGCCCUGCAGAGGUAGAUACCAGCUCCUUGAGUGGUGACAACACCCUCAUGUCUACACUGGAGGAGAAAGAGACAGAUGGGGAACAGGGCCCCACAGCCUCACCGGCCACAGCAGAUGAGCCCUCCAGCCCUCUGCUGUCCCCUGGCUGCACCUCCUCAUCCUCGGCUGCUAAACUGCUAUCCCCUCGUAGAACUGCGCCCCGGCCACGUCUAGGUGGCAGGGGGCGACCAAGCAGGGCAAGAGCUUUGAAGGCUGAGGCUAGUGCUUCUGCUCACCCACGGACUCUGGAGGGACUGCGGCUGCCCCCCAUGCCAUGGAAUGUGCCCCCAGACCUUAGCCCCAGGGUUGUAGAUGGCAUUGAGGAUGGUUGUGGCUCUGACCAGCACAAGUUCUCUUUCCGCGUGGGUCAAUCUGGCCUGGAAUGUAGCAGCAGCCCCUCCCCUGGACCAGAGAGUGGCCUGCUCACUGUCCCCCUUGGGCCCAGCGAGGCAAGGAAUACGGAUACACUGGACAAGCUGCGGCAGGCGGUGAUGGAGCUAUCUGAGCAGGUACUACAGAUGCGGGAGGGACUGCAGUCACUUCGCCAGGCUGUGCAGCUUGUCUUGGUUCCCCAUGGGGAGGGCCCAUGCCCUAGGGCAUCAGGAGAGGGGCCUUGCAGAGGUACAGUCAGUGCCUCUGGGCUCCUGCAGCCUCUCCGUGUGGACACUGGGACAUCCUCCUACCUACAGCCCCCAGUUGGCUCUGUCUUAAGUGGGACCUGGCCCCACCCUCGUCCAGGGCCCCCUCCCCUCAUGGCACCCUGGCCCUGGGGGCCCCCAGCAUCUCAAAGCUCCCCCUGGCCUCGAGCCACAACUUUGUGGACCUCCACCUCAGACUCAGAGCCCCCUGGCUCAGGAGAACUCUGCUCUGAGCCUAGCACCCCAGCUUCGCCUCCUCCUGAGGAAGGGGCUGGGACUGGGCCCCCAGAGCCUGUGAGCCAGGCAGAGACUACCAGCACUGGAGAGCCCCCACCAGGAUCAGGGAGCCGGGCCUUGCCCUGGGACCCCCACAGCCUAGAGAUGGUGCUUAUUGGCUGCCAUGGCCCUGGCACAGUCCAGUGGACCCAGGAAGAAGGGACGGGGGUUUGA